GAGUCAACCAGGCAAUGAAAAUUUUACUAGUAUAAACCCUAUGAGGCAAAUUCGCGGUUGGCCCGUGAGAACAGAGUGUGGAGGUGGUGGCUCGAUUUGAAUGUUUAUUCAUGUAGAAGUCAUAUGUAUCUUUUAAUAGAUGGCAUCUUCGUCGUCUGUUAGAUCGUGGAGGACGGCGUUUCUGACGCUCAGGGAUGAAACCUCAAGCGGUGCUCCUGCAGGCACCUCAACUGAUGAACUUGUCCACAAUCUUAUCUUCGCUAAUUCCCAUUCUCUCAUCUCUGCUGCCUCCGACCUCCCUCCUUACGAGGUCACCUCCGAUGUGUUGUUUUUACUGGAAUUGGUGGCAAAUGUGAAUGCUUCAGCUUGUAGGCGUGGAGAAGACAUCACUCAAACACUUACACUUACUAGCCACUUGGUUCACAGCAUAUUCAAUCUUGUUUCCUUUGAAUUCAACUCCUCCUCUUUCACUGUCAUCCUUGACUCUUUUCAAAGCAUGGUUGCUUUUUUCUUUGGUCAAGGUGUUCCCAGAGCUGUUAUUUCACCAAAUGCUACUAAAUUUAAACCUGUCAUGGAAUGUCUAGAGACUAUAAGACGUGUUACCAGUGUAUAUCAAGGAAAGUUCUCACCUUUAGAAAGUAUUCAGUUAAUAAAAUUCCUUCUGCACAUCCUUGAAUGCUUUCAUCCAGAAUUUGUCUAUUUAUAUAAUUCAAAUGCCAACAAUUCGAGGUCUACUGCUGAAACUGGAAAGAGGUUUCCUGGAUUCACUUGUUUAUGGGAUGUUCAUACUAUUGCCUUUACUAUGCUUGCUGAUGCAUUCUCAAGUGCUGGGUCUUUUUUUCCGUUUGACAUUUGGCACUCUACCAUUGAGGUUCUUAGGAAAGUAAUGGAUGUUUUCGCAUCUAAGAGUGUGCUUGUGGAAGGCAGCAUUUUGUCCAGGUUUUAUUUAUCUCUGCUGCAUUGUCUACAUCUAGUUCUUACUGAUCCCAAAGGCUCCCUAUCUGACCAUGUGUCUGGUUUUGUAGCAGCAUUAAAAUUGUUCUUUGUUUAUGGCCUUAAUAUAAGACCUCAAGUUACAUCUCCAUCUGUUGGCAACAACAUGCCUGAUUUAGUGAGCCAUAGUUUGACUAUGGAAGAGUCUAAAAAGGAAGAUAAAACACCUUAUAGGCCGCCACACUUGCGCAAAAAGGACUUAAAUAUCAAGUGGCCAAAAGCUCAGGAUUCUCGAAUUUCCACUGACCAUGAAACUUCUACUGUUGAUUUCACAUCAUCAGAUUCAGAUUAUAGUGACAGUGAUGGCUCACUUAAAGGCCCUGAUUGUGCUCAGAGUUCUAAGGUCAGAGUAGCUGCAAUUGUUUGCUUGCAGGAUCUUUGCCAAGCUGAUCCUAAAUCAUUUACAACCCAAUGGACAAUUCUUCUGCCCACCAAUGACGUACUACGACCAAGGAAGUUUGAAGCGACUCUGAUGUCAUGCUUGCUAUUUGAUCCUUACUUAAAGGCAAGGAUGGCAUCUGCCUCAACUCUGGUGGCCAUGAUGGAUGGGCCUUCAUCUGUUUUCCUGCAGGUAGCUGAAUACAAGGAAUCUUUUAAAUAUGGAUCUUUCAUGGCACUUUCAAGUUCUCUUGGGCAGAUACUAAUGCAACUACAUAGUGGUAUUGUAUACUUAAUCCAACGUGAAACUCAUGAUAGAUUGCUGACAUCCCUGUUCAAGAUUCUUAUGCUUUUGAUAUCCUGCACACCAUAUUCAAGGAUGCCUGGGGAGUUGUUGCCAAGAGUGAUCACAUCUCUGCGAUUAAGGGUUGAAGAAGGAUUUCCAUUAAAAAAUGAUCAAACUGGCCUUUUGGCUGCUGCUAUUAGCUGCUUAACAGCAGCUCUAUCUACAUCACCUUCCCUACCACAAGUGAAAGAAAUGUUUUUAGAGGAAAUAUCGACAGGUUCGGUUGAUACUGAAAUGAAGCCAGGUGUUCUCUCUACAUUAUUUCAAUGUUCUGAACGGCUAACAAGCCCAACAGUAUGCUUUGAGGCUCUUCAGGCCCUCAGAGCUGUGUCACACAAUUACCCGAACAUAAUGUUAGCAUUUUGGAAGCAUGUUUCCACCAUUGUUUUCAGAAUUGUGAAAGCAUCUACUGCAGAAGUUCCUACCAAGACAUGGAAGGGAAAUGUUGGAUCUGUCGGUUUUAUUGGUGAAAAGGUCAUUACAGCUGCUAUCAAGGUUCUUGAUGAAUGUCUUCGAGCAAUAUCUGGAUUUAAAGGAACUGAGGAUCUUUUAGAUGAUAAAUUAUUGGAUACCCCAUUUACUUCUGAUUGUAUAAGGACAAAGAAAAUAUCAUCAGCUCCAUUAUAUGAGCAAGGGAGUCCAGAAGAUACGAGAGAAGAAGCAAAAGCUUCACACUCUGGAAGUGAGCAGUGGUCUGAGACAAUUGAGAAGCAUAUGCCACUUAUUUUACAGCAUACUUCUGCAAUGGUGAGAACUGCAACAGUUACUUGUUUUGCGGGUAUAACUUCUUCUGUGUUUAUCUCUCUUGCGAAAGAAGCACAGGACUUCAUUAUAUCUUCCGUAAUCAAUGCUGCUUUACAUGAUGAAGUUCCUUCAGUUAGGUCAGCUGCCUGUCGUGCCAUUGGUGUCAUCUCAUGUUUUCCAAAAAUUUCUCACAGUGCAGAGAUCCUCGGAAAAUUUAUCCAUGCUGUUGAGAUUAACACCUCUAAUCCAUUAGUCUCGGUGCGUAUAACAGCCUCGUGGGCUUUGGCAAAUAUAUGUGAUUCUCUUCGUCACUGUAUAGAUGAUUUUCCCUUGAAACCAUCUCCAGAUAAAAAUGUGAACUCCCAGAUGGUGGAAUCAUUGACUGAGUGUGCUUUGCAUUUAACAAAGGAUGGCGACAAGAUCAAGUCAAAUGCUGUGAGGGCUCUUGGAAAUCUCGCAAGAUUUGUCAAAUAUAAAAGUUCGUCAUGUGUGCAUGGUAGUCUUGGAUGUGUAGCAAAUUCAUCCCAUCCUGCUUGUUUGGGAGAUUCACUGUGGCUGGAGAGAAUGGUGCAAGCAUUUCUUUCUUGUGUUACAACGGGAAAUGUUAAGGUUCAAUGGAAUGUUUGUCAUGCAUUGAGCAACCUUUUUUUAAAUGAGACGUUAAACCUUCAACACAUGGAUUGGGCUCCAUCUGUUUUUAGUAUUCUUUUACUAUUACUGCGUGAUUCCUCUAACUUUAAGAUCAGGAUACAGGCUGCUGCCGCUUUGGCUGUGCCAUCAUCAGUUCGUGAUUAUGGGAAUUCCUUCUCAGAUGUCAUCCAAGGACUUGAGCAUAUACUUGAGAAUUUAGGUUCAGAACCAAAUUCAGCACCGUCAAGCUUCAAAUAUAGAGUUGCACUAGAGAAGCAGUUGACUUCAACUAUGUUGCACGCUCUUAGCCUUGCUUCCAGCAGUGAUCACCAUCCUCUUAAAGAUUUUCUGGUGAAGAAAGCUUCCUUUCUUGAGGAGUGGUUUAAGGUGCUAUGCUCAUCACUGGUGGAGACAGCUUGUCAGCCUGAGUCUGAAAAUAAUUUUGGGAACCAAAAGAAAGAGAUGAUAUCCAAGGCCAUGCGAUCACUAAUUAAAGUUUAUGAAGGCCGGAAUCAACAUUCUAUUGCUAAAAAAUUCGAGAUGUUGGACAAUAACAUAUGGUGAAUGAGUGAUAUUCACGGGUUUGGUUAGUUACUUGUUGCAUUGUUGAUGCAUGGAUUUUGGCUCGUGAUUAUUUCAAGUUCAUAGCAUGUUAUAGUGGGUGACAAACACAAUCAUUUGUAGACUCCUGGAGGUGCAGUUGUCAGUGGACAGUCUGGUGAUUGAUAUCCUUGUGUGGCCAUGGUGCGCCCUGCCUUGAAGAACAUAGAACAGGGUGGUGAGGUAGGAGUUCACCUGUAGUCCACUGCAGUUGGUAGCUGAAUGUGGUAAUUUGGUUAUGGGAUUGCCCUACUGAAUGUAAUUUUGUGGGUUCUUUCAUGAUCUUUUUAUUUUAGUGCCAGCUUGCGAUAGAUGAUCCAAUGUCUUAUUAUGAAUGCCGCUACAUUGUAAAGUUAUAUAGUUUAUAUUCAGUUCGCCCAGUUGUUGCGAACUUUUGUGGCACUGCCGUGUGUAAUCUGUAACUCGCAUGCAUGUGUCGUACUUUUAAUGUAAACUCAAUGUAUAUGUAGACAAGUAUGUGGUGUCAUUAUUACUAAUAAGGAAGUCCAUAAUCACUCUUUUCUGCUA
Molecule: messenger RNA, 4219 nt
Organism: Mangifera indica (mango)
Lineage: Eukaryota; Viridiplantae; Streptophyta; Magnoliopsida; Sapindales; Anacardiaceae
Product: HEAT repeat-containing protein 6
Exons: 28
Coding region: 140-3655 (1171 amino acids)
Molecular function (GO): protein binding
Source: RefSeq, a predicted model, not a curated record